AUGGGCUGCCGCGGUUUGUGUGUACGGACUGGGUACGGCAUGUUGAACAGGCCACGGGGUCGCCACUGUGAAGUCCAUCAGAUGAUUGGAAACUACAUGUGGGACCAAAAGACAAAUUUAUCUUUUGAUAUUGGUGUGAAUAAAGAAAGCAUGCUGCCUCUCUGGUGGAAUGGAUCGGAGCCUUUGUGGGUCACAAUGAUGAAAGAAAAAAAGAAUGUUUCCAUGUACUACUGGCCAGGUUGCGAGGUCGAAAUCCUUGGGGUGAGACCAAGUUAUUGCCGCGAAUACUUCAGCGUCCCAACAGACAAAAACUUUGCAGAUGCCAUCAGUGACGCUCUCGAGUCUUUGCGCAACGGCAGCGCCGAAAUGGCUGCUGUGUACUACGAGCGCAUUGACGUGGAAGGCCACCACUACGGCCCUUCGUCCCAGCAGCGGAAGAACGCUCUGAAGGAGGUGGACAAAGCCUUGAGCAACAUGAUCACGCUCAUCAAGAGCAUGGGUCUUCAGCAUGAUGUCAACGUCCUCCUCUUCUCUGAUCACGGGAUGACAGACAUCUCUUGGGCGGACAAAGUGAUUGAGCUGAAAAACUAUAUCAAUAUGAGCGAUACCAUACAAAUGAAGGAUCGAGGUCCUGUUGUGAGCCUCUGGCCAGCUCCAGAGAAGCACGCAGAGAUAUAUCAAAAACUGAAAGCUGUGGAACACAUGCAUGUUUAUAACAUACAGGAUAUUCCAGACAGGUUUUUCUACAAAAAAGGAAAAUUUGUGUCUCCUCUAACUCUCGUGGCCGAGGAAGGAUGGUUCAUAGUAGAGAGCAGGGACAAGCUGCCCUUCUGGGAGAACGGGACGGGGAGGAAGGAGGCCUGGCAGAACGGCUGGCACGGCUAUGACAACGAGCUCAUGGACAUGAGAGCCUUCUUCAUUGCAUAUGGGCCAGAUUUCCGAUCCAACUUCCGAGCGCCUCCCAUCAGAUCCGUGGAUAUUUACAACAUCAUGUGCAGCCUGGCAGGAAUACAGCCGCUGCCCAACAAUGGCUCCUGGUCCAGGGUGGAGUGCAUGCUCCGAAACACGGCCCCCUUGGCACCGCUCCCCCCGGGCGGCAGCUGCGCCCUGGCGCUAGCUCUGCUCUCCCUGUUCGCCCGGCAGAUCUCCUUACUGUGA
Haliaeetus leucocephalus (bald eagle) is the source of this 1158-nucleotide messenger RNA. RefSeq names its product ectonucleotide pyrophosphatase/phosphodiesterase 6 (gene ENPP6). NCBI's taxonomy places the organism in Eukaryota, Metazoa, Chordata, Aves, Accipitriformes, Accipitridae. The transcript is spliced from 8 exons. The record is from RefSeq and is a predicted model, not a curated record. Bases 1 to 1158 code for a protein of 385 amino acids.